Darwinula stevensoni is the source of this 2628-nucleotide messenger RNA. NCBI's taxonomy places the organism in Eukaryota, Metazoa, Arthropoda, Ostracoda, Podocopida, Darwinulidae. The record is from the annotation of a GenBank genome assembly.
AUGGCAAGUACAACAAUGUGUGCUGCUAUGCAUAAUGAUUCAGAGAGGAAGCGAUUCGUUGACCGCAUUAAAGCAGUCACUUUUCACGAAGUCUGUGACAGGUGUGGCCUUCAUUCCUUGCUCCUGGGUGGCUGCAUGCUUAGGAAGGAGUUGAAGAACAUCAUCCUGGAGGGGUCAGGCUACCAGAAGAAGAGCUGCACUGGGCUCAGCAAGGAGAUCCAGCUCCGCCGCAGCCUCAAGCCAUGGCAUGAGCUGGCAAAACCCCAGAUGACAGCUUUGAACGUCGAAGAUCAACUCUGGUUUGCUGAUUUUCUCAGUGAGUGGGACCAGGAAAGCUUCCUCCACCUUGCUGCCAGCGACAAAUUCUUCGUUUAUGUGACCAGGAAGCCCAAUUCUCAGAACAAUAGAAUCUGGUCCAAGACCCCAGAGGACAUUCCCGACGAAGAGCAUUACCAAGAGUUGCUCAAAACUCCCAACUGUAUGGGCACCUUUGUCCUCUUUACUGCCCGCCAUCUGAUGUGGAGCUGGGACAGUGCUUACUUCUGGGAGGAGAUCUUGUCGAACCGGGUGAUUCCCUUUCUCAAGGACCCCCAGAACGUCUUGGACAUUGACCAGGUUACGUUCCUCCAUGACAAGGCCCUCUGCAUGAAGGCACUUUGGACCCAGCAGCUUCUGAAGGAUAACAACAUUGACUUCUUUGGGAAUGAGGAGUGGCUGGGCAAUUCCCCUGACUUCAAUGUGUGUGAACACAUUGGAUCCAUCCUCAAGGAUCAGGUGGAACGCAGGAUGCUUGCUGAACCCCCUGUGCCUGAUUCUGCCGCCAGACAAUGGAGCAACACGUUGAAGCAGGAGGCAACACAGACUAUUGAAUUGAUGACAGAGAAAAGGUCAUCCAGGACUGGAUUUGUCUGGAGUUCCUCACUCAAACUAAAGGAGUGCUCUCCAACUACUAACAACACCUCCAAGAUAUCCUCAGAUGUAGAUGACCAAAAACUUCCACAACUGAAGAGCCUGUGCAAAGGGUCUGUGAUGGAGUUAAUGAAGAUGGAUCCCACUUUGAUUGGCCUCCUUGCUGGACUCCUGGCUGUCUCUGGACAAAUAUCUCAAACUAAAGUGUCUGAUCAUGACCAUCCACCACUACCAGAAAGAUGUGAACCCAUUGCUAUUCCUCUUUGUACAGACAUUCAGUACAACAUGACUAUAAUGCCCAAUCUCUUGGGUCACCAGAAACAAGAUGAUGCUGGAAUGGAUGUGCAUCAGUAUUUUCCUCUUGUGAAAGUAGCUUGCAGCCCUGAUCUCCAGUUCUUCUUGUGUACAGUGUAUGCUCCAGUAUGUACAAUCCUAGACAAGCCACUCCCUCCUUGUAGAUCUCUCUGUCUUUCUGCAAGAAAUGGCUGUGAAGAAUUACUGAAUAGAUUUGGUUUCAGUUGGCCUGAUCACCUUGAUUGUUACAAGUUCCCUGAGUCAGGAGGUAGUGAAAUUUGUGUUCCCCAAAACAAUUCAUCCAGUGAUAAGAACAGAGUCCAACCUACUGACUUUCCACGCCCAGACUCAGGAUAUACUGGAUAUGUGCCUAAUUCUUACUAUCCCAGUAUGUACAAACCUGGAGAAUUCCCACCAAAAGCAAAAGAUUAUGGAUUUGUUUGUCCAAUCCAAUUUAAGACUCCAGAGGGUUAUGAUGAAUAUGUUUUGAAAGUGAAAGAGAAGGUUGAGAAAAAUUGUGGUGCCCCCUGUGAAGGAAUGUUCUUUAAAAAAGAUCAGCUGAAGUUCUCCAGAUUUUGGAUUUUUGGUUGGUCUCUGUGUUGCCUGAUUUCAUGUUCCUUUACCAUUUUGACAUUUUUGAUUGAUAUGUCAAGAUUUCGAUACCCAGAGCGCCCAAUCAUCUUCUUAUCCAUUUGUUACUUCAUGGUUGCAUUGACAUAUGUAAUUGGUUAUGCACUGGGAGACAAAGUUGCAUGUAAUGAGCCAUUUGAUCCCCCAAAAGGUGACAUCAUGGCUGGUGUAUGCUUUGUGGGUCUAUGGCAUGUGGAAGCUCUUCGUGGAUUUGUUUUGACACCUUUGUGUAUUUACUUUUGCUUAGGGACCAUUUUCCUCCUCGCAGGCUUUGUGUCCCUCUUCAGAAUCCGGACCAUCAUGAAGCACGAUGGAACAAAGACUGACAAAUUGGAGAAGCUCAUGAUUCGUAUUGGCGUUUUCAGUGUUCUUUAUCUUGUUCCAGCCACAAUUGUCUUGGCUUGUCUCUUUUAUGAACAGACACACUUUGAUGAGUGGAUGGUCAGCUGGCUUCAUGAAAAUUGUCAGAAAUUUGCUAUUCCUUGUCCACUUCUGUCUCAGGAUGAUUUGGCACGCCUUGCACGCCCAGAUCGUUCUGUGUUCACAGUUUUCAUGAUGAAGUACUUGAUGACACUGAUUGUUGGGAUCACAUCAGGAUUUUGGAUAUGGUCAUCCAAAACUUUAACAAGUUGGUCAAAUUUCUAUGCAAAAUUGACUAGAACAUGUUCAUCUAAAACUCCCAAGAACAGGAGAGAAGCAUAUGGUAGUUAUCUCUGCUUGUUUCCGGGAGAUUUGAGUUGUGAGAAGCCUGUGGCAGUGUCUGAAUCCCUGAGUCGCAGCAGCCAGUAUCAAUAA